Molecule: messenger RNA, 843 nt
Organism: Trichoderma harzianum CBS 226.95
Lineage: Eukaryota; Fungi; Ascomycota; Sordariomycetes; Hypocreales; Hypocreaceae
Exons: 1
Coding region: 331-735 (134 amino acids)
Biological process (GO): polyketide metabolic process
Source: RefSeq, a predicted model, not a curated record
UUCAACUGUUCGUAAGGCUUACAGAGCCAUUAGAAAGCGCUGCUAGAGCCUGAGCGGCAUUACGCAUCCUUCAAUUUAUUCCUACUUGAGGCAGUGCGGCCCGCCAAGAAGAGAUCCUGUCACAAUUACGAAAUCAGCAUAAGCAUUGCGAUCAGUCAGCGCAGAUAUUACCGUUGCAAUUGCCCGGAAGCUGAGAUGAAAUGCGUACAUAUAUUCAACUGUUCUUUCUGCAGUUGAUUGACAACUCUUUUUACAAGUCUUUUUCACAAUCCACCACACAUCCACAAACUCAAACGCGCAAAUUGAUUGGCAUAUCAACUCAUCGCCACCAUGGCAACCAACACCAAGGUCGAAGAGUACCGAGCGCUAUACGACUCAUACCUCCAACACUGCAACUCACACAACUUUUCGGGGAUGGAAAGUUUCUACACUUCUCCUUUAAACGUUAAUGACGAGCCCUGGGACCCAAAGAAAGUCACGGCGCAAUUCGAGCCGCUGGUGACUGCGUUUCCCGACUGGCACUGGGAGUUGAGGCAUCUUACGAUUGAAGGGGAUUAUCUUGCGUGCCAUUUUAGAGUUACGGGGACGCAUAAGGGGAGUUUUCAGGGAAUUGAGGCUACUGGACGGAAGAUUACGACGACGCAGUUUACGUUGUAUCAUGUGGUGGAGGGGAAUAAGUUUGGGGAUGUUUGGGAUCUUGUUGAUAUAGAAUCUGUUGUGAAGCAGAUCUCUUGAGAGGAGGAUGAGAUGACAGAAGAAAGACAUGUUGACGAAAUUGCUUUCUGAAAGAUGUGGAUGGGGAUGUGAGAUUGAAAACGAUGUGAGAGGUUCGCCACAACUUCG